AUGAAUCCCCUACCGAGAUCUCCCUUCUAUCCGGUUCCUCCUCGACGAGAUCCACAGGAGGUUCGACGAGUCCGAUGCUCGCUUCGACCGGCUCUUCGCCAGGCUGCAGCAGCCCGCACGCGGACGCGCUCCUCCUCCUGCAACGACGACUCGGGCGCCGUCCCCGUCGAUGCGUUCGUCACCUCCACCGAACCCGACGCGCCGCUCAGCACUGACCAGAAGCUCGUCCGGUACGGCCCCGUCAACACCCCCGCCUCCGAGUCGCUCCGCCCCGCGUCCGAGAAGGGCUUCUCCAUCGCGCUCGACGACGCUCCGCCGAUGAGGGAGCCGCGGGAUGCCGUCGAGGAGCUCCGCAUCGGCGCCCUCAAGCUGAGCGACGUCCUGGAGGAGCGAGUCUGCGAGCUGGCUUCCUCCGACACGACCGCGCCUCCACCGCCGACGGCGCAGAACUCAGUGCCCGCUCCGCCCUCCGACCUUCUGGACGGCGUCGACGUUGGAGCGUCCGCGUGCACCAUCCCCGACGCUGCUAGCGUCGCCGACAUCUCCCUCGAGCUCGCGUCCGACGCCGAGGUGGUCCCGGACAACUGGGGAGGGCUGUUCGAGCAGCCUGCCCACGACCCGGAGGAGCGCGACCUCGACCUCUCCGCCAUCGAUGUCUUCGGCUCCGCCCAGAUCCGUAACGAGCACGGCCUCACCUCCACCGUCCCCGUCGCGCUACUCGACAUCGUCCACGAGCCCGCUCCAAUGCUCGACGCCGCGGAGAGUCCUCACCGCCUAGCCGCCGCGCUCGACGACAUCGUCGACCUCGACCGCCUCAGCCUCCUUCCAGAUGUGCUCCUCCGCGACAUCGUCUCUCGCCUCCCCAUCAAGGAUGCCGCGCGCACGGCGGUGCUUUCCCGCCGCUGGAGGCCUCUCUGCGCCUCCCCAUCCGUGUCGCUGGUGCAGAUGGAGGCGCAGCCCUUCUUCCUCGUCGCAUGCACCAAGCAGGAGCGGCGCCCCAUCAUCCGCGCCGAGGGGAUGGGUGCCAGCGGCCGCGUCUUCGUCGGCGUGAACAUACAGCGGCUCCACGAUGACCCCGGCCUUCUCCACUGCGUCUGCCUCGGCCCCGUCAUGUGUGUGCUCCGUGCCACCCCACUCGGUGGCUACGAUGGCUCCCUCGACGACGACCCGGAGUCCGGCGUCACCCACUUCGACGCGCCGCUCGACCGAGCCGUCGGUCGUGAUGGCCAGGCACCCCCUGUGGCUGCCACGCUCCGCCCCGAUGCUGUGGGGGCUGCAUGUGGUGGGCUGCUGGCUUGGGUGAUGGCUGCGAGGUCAGCGCAGGCCACAUGUUCGACGAUUUGCCCGGCCGGCGACAGCAGCUUCACCGACGUCCCCAUCGGCGCGCUCUGGGAGGAGGAGAUGCUCCGCUGGAGCAUGACCGGCGGCCUCGGCGACGUCCUCGGCGGCCUCCCGCCAGCCAUGGCCGCGAAAGGGUCCCACAGGAUGACACGUUGCUGA
Miscanthus lutarioriparius is the source of this 1500-nucleotide messenger RNA. Lineage: Eukaryota; Viridiplantae; Streptophyta; Magnoliopsida; Poales; Poaceae. The record is from the annotation of a GenBank genome assembly.